Molecule: messenger RNA, 1464 nt
Organism: Ostertagia ostertagi
Lineage: Eukaryota; Metazoa; Nematoda; Chromadorea; Rhabditida; Trichostrongylidae
Source: the annotation of a GenBank genome assembly
AUGUUCCCAGGUGCCGAAAAUAAAGUUGAACAGCCUAUGGCUGCUUCAACGUCGGCAACUCAACCAACGAUUGAUCUUGGGCCACCGCCAGGGCUUGGUUUUGAUGAUGUUCAGCGCACUUCGAAGCCCAUAGUGAUUUCCCUGCCACCAAUGGCUACUAAUGAAGAAAAGCCUGUUAUUCCAAAUAUUACGAAUCUACGAGUAUCUGAACCGUCUCGCAGCGAUUCGAAAUCACCAACCAGAAAGAAGACAGGACCGAAUCCUCCACUUGGGAAUCUUCCUUCGAAUUCCAGUUCUCAUAGGCUUAGUCAGUUGGCAGCGAUCACAUCCACACCUACGACACCGAGACGUUCGCGUCGACGCGACGAAGGCAAGGAAUUGAUCAACUUGGUUGUUGUGGGUCAUGUCGAUGCGGGUAAAAGCACACUUAUGGGUCACCUUCUCUGCCGUCUGGGUUGUGUAGAUCAACGAACUCUUCACAAGUACAAGCAGGAGUCAGCUAGAUCUGGCAAAGCUUCAUUUGCAUUCGCUUGGGUGUUGGAUGAAACGGAAGAGGAACGAUCUCGUGUGGAAACCGAUGUAUUGCAAAAAAACGUUUGGAUAAAAUCGAGAGGAGUUUUAUUAUUGGAUGCACGGACACAAGAUGGCUCACAAGCUGACGCUGUAUCAUUGUUGUCAAUUGACUGUGGGAAUUUUGAAACUGGAUUCGAGAACGGCGGUCAAACUAGGGAACACGCCAUGCUGCUACGAUCGCUCGGAGUUGGGCAGCUGGUUGUGGCAGUAAAUAAGCUAGACACGGUAGACUGGUCUCAUGAGCGAUUCCUCGAAAUUGAAGCUGUGAUGAAAACUUUUUUAACCAAACAGAUUCGAUUUGUGCCUGUAUCCGGUUUGAGCGGCGAAAAUCUGUCAGAUCGUGUUCCCGAAGAACAUCCUCUUCGAAAAUGGUAUUCUGGCGAAUGCUUGAUAGAGCUUAUAGAUACAUUUUCGGCACCUCCUCGGGCAUGUGAAGGACCUUUGCGAAUAGUCAUAAAUGAUGUUUUCAAGGCUACUAGUAACCAGCUGAGCUUAAGUGGAAGAAUUGAAUCUGGAGAAGUAGAUGCAGGUGAUAAGGUAUACAUAAUGCCGAAUGCGGAUGCCGCUGUGGUUAAAGCAUGUUCCAACGAUAACGGUGGAUAUGUGGACAGUUGUGUGGCUGGCGAUCAAGCUAUUCUGACUUUGAACGGCGCCUUUGAACCGGACACCAUUCACGCAGGACACGUGAUCGUGCGUGGUGGGCAGGAUGCUCUUAUGCCAUGUAACCGUUUCGUCGCACGCAUCGUCGUCUUUGAUAUCGUUGUGCCAAUCAUGAAAGGAACAAAGGGCGAAUUAUACUGUCAUUCACUUUGUGAGCCCUGUACAGUGGUCAAGUUGAUCUCAUCUAUCAACAAGACGAAUGGUGAAGUGAUCAAGGAACGACCAAGGUUU